Molecule: messenger RNA, 417 nt
Organism: Phycomyces blakesleeanus NRRL 1555(-)
Lineage: Eukaryota; Fungi; Mucoromycota; Mucoromycetes; Mucorales; Phycomycetaceae
Exons: 2
Coding region: 1-417 (138 amino acids)
Source: RefSeq, a predicted model, not a curated record
AUGGGCAUUGUGCACCACUUCGGCAAGCCAGAUAUCUUUGUGACCUUUAUGUGCAACCCCACUUGGCCAGAAAUUACAAACUCUCUGUUGGGUAGACAGAGUGCCAAUGAUAGACCCAAUCUUUGCUCCCAUGUUGUAGUUCAUAUCAAUGUCAUUGAGUUUCAGAACCGCAGUCUCUCCUAUGUCCACAUUCUCUUUAUCGUGGCUAUAGCAGACAAGUUAGUUAUAGUGGAUGAUUAUGAUGCUAUCAUCUCUGCAGAGUAUCUGGAUUCUGAUUUUGAGCCAGAAGCAUUAGCAAUCAUAAGCUGUGAUAUGGUGCAUAGAUCAUAUAGACAGGAAGCCUGUCUUGCUAAUUCUUCACCAUCAUGUUGCAUAAAGAAUGGUAAUUGCCAGAAGCACUAUCCAAAGAGUAUCUAA